AUGGAUUGGAGUCUGAGGGACUCUGCCGAGCAAAGAAACAUUGAUAGGAGUGUGAGAGAUGCUGCUGAGCAAGGAAACAUUGAUGCCUUGUACGUAUUGAUAGAGAAGGAUGCACAUGUUUUGGAUAGGGUCGAUAAGAUUCCAUUUCUUGACUCCUUUGCACAUAGCUAUUACAUCUUGCAAAGAAAACAAGCCAUAUUGGUUGACCGACUACUUGAUUUUGAUAAGGACUUUGUCCGUGUCCGAGGAAGGGAGGGUGUGACUCCUUUGCAUUACGUAAUUCAAAAAGGAGACCUCUAUUUUUUGAAGAAAUUUUUAGAAGCCUGCCCCGAGUCUCUUGAAGAUGUGACAAUUCGAGGAGAGAAUGCCUUGCAUAUAGCCUUAAAAUAUGACAUGAUCGAUGUUUUUCGGUACCUGGUACAAUGGCUUGGGCGGGCUUGUUUUAAAGAUGCCAAAUUGUUGCAGGGGAAACUGCUUGAUGGGCGGGAUGAUGACGGCAACACUCUUUUGCACGUUGCAGUAUCCAGAAAUCAACCAGAGGCAAGUAGUGUCAUGGUUAUUGGAUCAGUAGUUCAUAUAAAGAAUCUUGAGGGUCAUACGGUGCUUGGCAUCCUGGAACUCCAAAGCCAACAAACACAGUUUUACGUAGGAAUACGUCGCCGGCAAACAGUUAUAACAGAGGAGAGGCGGAAUGCGCUGUUGGUCGUUGCUGGAUUGCUAAUAACGGUCACCUACCCGGCAGCACUCAGCGCUGAUCAACCCAAUGAGUUCAACUGCACAUCCCCAUCCGAUCAACGCUACCAGUGCCGGUCACUUCAACUGCACAGCCCGGUUCAACCCUGA
Messenger RNA from Corylus avellana, 843 nucleotides. Lineage: Eukaryota; Viridiplantae; Streptophyta; Magnoliopsida; Fagales; Betulaceae. The record is from RefSeq and is a predicted model, not a curated record.